AAAAAUCUUAUCUGAUCAAGAACAGUAGAACACCAUCGACCAACGCCAUCGUCAUCGGCCAUCGUCACACAAGUGACAAACAACACUGUCGUGUCAACACAGAAUUGAAGUCUUUCUUCAAGCCCGAGAGUUUUUAUUCUUUUCACGCCUCAUUUUGUCUCCGUCAGCAGCCAUUUCCAUCUCUUUGUUUAUUUUUACCCUAAAUCCCAUCGCAAGUCGCAUCCUCAGGGUAUAAAUACAUACAGGACCAUUUCUGGUUUACUGAUGUUAUCUUGAUUGUUCUUUCCUUCCUUCUCCAAGUGUAAUUCUCUAUGCAGUUGCUACAUCCAAAGGGAGGAGAUGCAACAACCAUCUUCUAUUCCGUUAAAUCACUCGAAUUCCCUCUCCCUCCAAAACUGUGCAGACUCCACAGUUUAAACAUCAAGACCCUGAAUCCUUUAUGCAAUGGAAUACGACAUGAAAACUGUUAUGCUAACAGAGUAAAGUGCUUAUCAAAUGCAAUUAACAAGUCGUCAAUUUCAGAGAGCCAAAUCGAUCCUACAACAGGCGAGGAGCUUUCACCUGAGCUCUCCAACAGGUAUAUACGUUGGCUAUGUGAGGAAGGAAACACCGAUAAAGCAAUGGACUUUCUUUCUCAGAUGGAAGCCGUAGGUUUUCGUUUGAGUUAUGCUUCUUACACUUGUCUGUUAACAGCACUUGCAAGUGCAGGCAGGACUUUGGAAGCAGAGGCAGUUUUUCAAGAUAUGGUAAGCUCAGGGUUUCAGCCAAGGCAAAAAGUGUAUAAUAUUUUGCUCAAAGGGUUUUUGAGAAGAGGUCUUUUGAACGCUGCAGAUAGGGUUAUGGAGUCCAUGAAUGAUCUCGGUGUGUGGAAGAAUCGAGAAACAUACGAGAUUCUUCUUGGUUAUUAUGUGGGUGCUGGACGGUUAAAUGAUUCGUGGGAAGCUGUAGCCAAAAUGAAGAAGGAUGGGUUUGAACCGAAUUCGUUUGUGUACAGUAGGAUUAUUGAACUUUACAGGGAUAAUGGGAUGUGGAAGAAAGCUACAAAUCUAGUAGCAGAGAUCAGGGAAAACGGAGUUGUUCUUGACAAGAAGAUUUUCAAUAGUGUCAUUGACACUUUUGGGAAAUCUGGCGAAUUGGAAGAUGCACUCCAAGUGUUUGAUGAAAUGCAGCAAGAAGGGGUUACACCAGAUAUCACCACAUGGAAUUCUUUGAUCCGGUGGCAUUGCAAGCAUGGUGAUCUCACGAAUGCGCUUGUGCUGUUUGAUAAAAUGCAAGCACAAGGGUUGUAUCCUGAUCCGAGCAUCUUCGUUACCAUCAUUAGUCGCUUAGGAGAACAGGGGAAGUGGGAUGUAAUCGAGAAAACCUUUGAGAACUUGAAAAAUGGAGGUCAUCGACAAAGCGAGCUCAUUUAUGCAGUUUUGGUUGAUAUUUAUGGGCAAUAUGGGAAUUUUGAAGAUGCAGAAGAGUGCAUAAAUGCAUUAAAACUGGAAGGAGUUCCUCUAUCAGCUAGAGUUUUUUGUGUGCUCGCAAACGCCUAUGCCCAACAGGGUUUGUGUGAGCAAACUGUUAAAGUUCUUCAGUUGAUGGAGCGUGAAGGAAUCGAACCAAACCUUAUUAUGCUCAAUGUUUUGAUUAAUGCAUUUGGCAUUGCUGGAAGACACUUAGAGGCGCUCGCGGUGUAUCAGCACAUAAAAGAAAGUGGUGCAACUCCAGAUGUGGUUACCUACACUACACUUAUGAAAGCUUUGAUAAGAGCAAAGGAGUUUGACAAGGUACCUGUAGUGUAUAGGGAUAUGGAGGCUAGUGGCUGUUCACCAGACAGGAAAGCCAGAGAAUUGCUGCAAAAUGCGAUGAUGGUUCUUCAACGUAGGCGUUAGUUAGAUCAACUAGAUUGCGAAAUUAUAUGGUUCGGGUAAAAAGGCAUUUUUUUUAGUACAGGUUAGGCUGGGUUGGGUUGACCCGGAAUACUUUUAUGUCCCAAUAUUUUGUUGUUUUAUAAAUAAUUUGGUUAUCAAAUUUGAUUGUGAAAUUAUAUGUUUAACCCGUUUUCUUUUAAGCUCAAA
Molecule: messenger RNA, 2063 nt
Organism: Helianthus annuus (common sunflower)
Lineage: Eukaryota; Viridiplantae; Streptophyta; Magnoliopsida; Asterales; Asteraceae
Product: pentatricopeptide repeat-containing protein At5g42310, chloroplastic
Exons: 5
Coding region: 312-1877 (521 amino acids)
Molecular function (GO): protein binding
Source: RefSeq, a predicted model, not a curated record